Molecule: messenger RNA, 1535 nt
Organism: Vicugna pacos (alpaca)
Lineage: Eukaryota; Metazoa; Chordata; Mammalia; Artiodactyla; Camelidae
Source: RefSeq, a predicted model, not a curated record
CUCCCUGUUGAAUACAGCCGUUGGAAGCAAGAGGAUCACAGGAGACAGGAUGUGAUCAUCAUGGCACCUGCAUUAUUGAUUCUUUUGGGGGCCACAGUGACAUUGCAAGCAGACUUACUUCCUGAUAAAAAAUUCUUACUUCUCCCACCUGUCAAUUUCACCAUUAAAACCACGGAUUUAGCUCAAGUUCUUUUACGUUGGGAACCAAAUCCUGAUCAAGAGGAAAGAAAUGUCAAGCUAGGAUAUCACGUGAAAAUAAACUCUCCACAAGAAGAAGACUAUGAAACCAGGAACACUGAGAGCAGACGCACAACCAUCCUUCACAAAGGCUUCUCAGCCAGCGUGCAGACCAUCCCGUGGAACGACCACUCCCUCCCACCCAGCAGCUGGGUUUCUGCGGAACUCAAAGCCCCACCAGGGUGUCCUGGAACCUCAGCUGUGAAUUUAACUUGCAUCACAAGCACAGAGGCUAAUACUUACACACAUUUAAGGCCAUACCAAGUUUCUCUUCACUGCACCUGGCUUGUUGGCAAGGACGCCCCUGAGGAUACGCAGUAUUUCCUCUACUAUAGGUAUGGCUCUUGGACCGAAGAAUGCCAAGAAUACAGCAAAGACACCCUGCAGAGAAAUAUAGCCUGCUGGUUUCCCAGGACUUUUAUCAACAGCAAAGGGCGCAGCUCGCUCGCAGUCUAUGUGAACGGCUCAAGCAAGGAAGCCGUCAUCAAGCCUCUCGACCAGCUCUUCGCUCUGCACGCCAUUGAUCGAGUAAAUCCUCCAGUGAACGUCACCGCAGAGAUCGAAAGAACCUGUCUCACUAUCCAAUGGAAGAAACCAGUUUCUCCUUUUCCAAUCCAUUGCUUUGUUUAUGAAGUGAAAAUUUACAACACAAGGAAGGGUUUCUCUCAGACAGAAAAAGUGACGACCGACACAUUCAUCGCCAUAAUUGACGAUAUUUCCAAGUAUUCCAUUCAAGUGAGAGCAGCCAUGAGCUCUGUGUGCAGAGAGACGGGGCUCUGGAGUGAGUGGAGUCAACCCAUUUACGUGGGAAAUGAUGAGAAGCAGCCCUGGACAGAAUGGUUCCCUGUUGUGCUUAUGGCAGUCAUCUGCUUCCUCUUGUUAACGUUCUCCCUCAUCUGCAGAAUGUAGGUAUUCUUUCCAUUUGGGUGAUUCCUUUGGGGUCUGAAUAUUGAAUGUUUGCAUUCUUGCCAUGCAACCGCUAGACGGAGGGUUCUUGUCAUCUGGUAGAAUUUAUAGCAUUUCGUGUCUUCCUGCAAAGCCUUUCCAAGAUGAGUGUGGAUCGAGUCAAAAACUGGGCAACAGUCGGUGAUUUACAGAAACUGGACAGAGCCCAGCAUAGCCUUCUGCCAUUAGCUGCAUGCUUCUUGAAUUUGCCAGCAGUCUAUUAAUUUCUGUGGUUUUUGUAUUCGUUGGUUAUUUUUGAUGCCUUGACUGCCUUGGUCACCUUUCUUGUGUCACCAGGGCAUCCUUUUUAUUUCCCAGAUAAAGGCAGGCAGCCCCCUGGACACUGAACUCAC